AUGAGCCAUAAGUAUCCGGAAGAGCGGAGUGGGGAAGUGGAUGACGAAUGCUCUGUUGCUCCAGUUUCUCAGAGGACUAGGCAGAAUAACGGUUCAGUGCCUGGAGAACCUCCUUUACGUCGACCCUGGAGGCCAUGUCAGAUGCUCAGUCCAGAUGGAGAGUUGAAUCCGCAUCAUCAUCACCAUCAUCAAACUCAUCAUCAUCAUCAUCAUCACCAACCUGCAGGCCGUGGUGGUCCACACCGUCAACGCCGGCGUCCACCAUCAGAUCAGGCCCAAGGCCAAAGUCAGGCUAAUUUUCCCAGUUCUGCCUCAGAACCAAUUCUUUCCAGUGAAAGUCAAGCCACAAAACCACGUCCUGUCCCACAGCUCCGGCCUGCUGUCACCCGUUACCGCCGUCGUGGUGACCCAAAUCCAAGACUCAAAGGGCAAAGACAGAAGCCACUAAACAAAGAGAUACAAGAAUCUAAGGAAUCAGCACUUGCAGAGCACAGAGAAGGUCAUGGAGAAAUUAGAAAUCAGCAAAAGAAUACAGAACAACUCCAGGACAGAACGUCUUCUCCCCAAACUCCUGUUGCUUCGAUCAACACAACGGACCACUCACCUGGACCAGCGAGUCAUGACCUUCAAUUAGAGAUCCAAGAAAAUGAUGUGGUCUGUAAAGAAAAUAUGAAAGAAGUUAUGGAGAAUAAAGAACAUGGACCAGUUGGCCAUUUGGAAGAUCAUUACUCGGCUAAAGAUCACUCUUGUUGCGCGCAUGAUGACACGCAGGCGGUUCAAGAUGGAUCAGAGGUAUGUGCAGCCAAGGAGGUGGAAAAUCAUGAGGAAGAGCUGGAUGGUGAUGUUUUGGAAGUUGAAGCUCAGGGGAGUGAAAUCACAGAUCUCUGCUCAGACACAGAAAGUGCAGCCUCUCUGAGUAAUGAUGGACCUCUUCAUAGCCCACCGCCACUCCAGUCCCCUACCCCACCAUCGUCCCCCGACACACCGCUUUUUCCUCAUCUGGACCACUUUGGUGAGGAAACCAGUAUGAGCCCUCUGCCUGACAAUGACAUGCUGCCUGAAGACGAAGACGACUGCGCCGAAUCAACCUUGGAAUAUUACCCUAAAACCUAUGCAGACUUUUAUACAGAGUCCCACCAAAAGUCCUUUGUGGAGCCGGUAGAAAAUUCUGAGACAAAAUCCCAUCCCAAAUCUUUUCCAGAACCUCUUAAGACAUCCUAUUCAGAAGCACUCAGAGAUACUUGCAUGCAGUCUCAUCAGAAGUCUGAGCCGAAUGAAACCCAGCAAGGGUUCCACCAUAAACCAUUUACCAGCCAUAGACAGGAGGAUUUCCAAAAAUCCUCUCCUAUGAAGGGACCCCAUCACGUACCAAAGCGGGGCAAAGACCGAGGUUACCAUCCAUCUCAAGUGGAUAGCUCUGUCGGCUGCCGACUACACCACUAUGAUGGUCAGUCUGACGGAGAGGGGGGUAGUGCUAAUCAAAGCCCCAUUCAGAAAAGUUUGAGGCAUGUACCUCGACAAGCAGAUGCACAGACGAAAAAUUCAUCAUCUGUCCAGAGGGUCUUAGAAGAGACCAAAGAUGAGGUUUGCCUCUCAGCAGAGGAAUGUACAAAAGUCCCAGGCGACGCCAUCAGCUUAGUAAUUAAAGACAUAAGGGAGGCCAUCGAAGAGGUUAAGACCAAGACGAUAAGGUCCCCCUACACACCCGACCAGCCUGUAGAGCCCAUUUGGGUAAUGAGACAGGAAAUCAGCCCUAUAGAGGAAGUCGAUCCACUGCAAAUGAUGACAGGCCAUUCUAUUUCCAGAUCUCCAUCCCAACACGGAUCCGUGUCAGAUCAGGAAUCUGGCAGUCCACUGAAUAUCGAGUCAUCUAGAUCGCUCCAUUCUCAACAAUAUCAAGAGCAUCAGUCCGAAGGACGUCACAUGAGAGGGGAUGCCAUCACGCAACCGCAAUUAUAUGUGCAACCUAAUCAAACACAACCACAGCAUCCUCCUCAGCAGCCAAGGCAUCAAGUUCAACCAGCUCCACAGCAGCCACCUGUGCAAGAGAUUCGCAGAUCUCUCCCGUCAUUUCCCACAUUUGUUGAUGUCCCAGGUCCAUGUGACCCUGAUGAUCUUAUUGACGGCAUCAUCUUUGCCGCAACCUACCUGGGCUGCACACAUCUGCUGUCAGAGCGGACACCCACAAAGAGUGCCCGCAUGCAACAAGCGCAAGAAGCCAUGAAUAGAGUGCAGGCAGCUCAGAAGCAAGCAAAGAACAGGAAAAAUAGUCCUGACAGUGAGAGUGCUCCAUGUACCGCUGAGGUAGAUCUAUUCAUGUCCACACAAAGAAUCAAAGUCCUCAAUGCAGAUACUCAGGAGUCCUUAAUGGAUUUGCCGCUGAGGACCAUCUCAUACAUAGCCGACAUUGGCAACAUGGUGGUCCUGAUGGCCAGAGGGAAGAUGGUCCGUUCCCGUAGUGCGCAAGAAAACUUGGAGCACACAGCUGAGCAAACCACCAUGUCCAAUGAUGACAGACGGCUCUACAGGAUGAUCUGUCAUGUUUUUGAGUCGGAAGAUGCCCAGCUGAUUGCGCAGUCCAUUGGUCAGUCCUUCAGUGUGGCCUAUCAGGAAUUCCUCAGGGCCAACGGCAUCGACCCCGAGGAUCUGAGCCAGAGGGAGUAUAGCGACCUACUCAACACUCAGGACAUGUACAACGAUGACCUCAUCCACUUCUCCAAGUCUGAGAACUGUAGAGAUGUUUACAUUGAGAAGCAGAAGGGGGAGAUAUUGGGUGUGGUGAUAGUGGAAUCAGGCUGGGGAUCCAUCCUCCCGACAGUCAUUAUAGCCAGUAUGAUGCACGCCGGUCCCGCUGAGAAAUCCGGUCGACUCAACAUCGGUGAUCAAAUAAUGACUGUCAACGGCACCAGCCUAGUGGGUUUACCGCUUAGCACCUGCCAGAGCAUCAUCAAGGGGCUUAAGUCUCAGUGCAGGAUCAAGAUGAACAUUGUCCGGUGCCCUCCUGUUACCAUGGUGCUCAUUCGCAGGCCAGACCUCAGAUAUCAACUGGGCUUUAGUGUCCAGAACGGCAUUAUCUGCAGCUUAAUGAGGGGAGGAAUCGCAGAGAGGGGCGGUGUUCGCGUUGGCCAUCGCAUCAUCGAGAUCAACGGACAGAGUGUCGUGGCGACACCUCACGAGAGGAUUGUUCAGAUCCUAUCAAACGCCAUGGGGGAGAUCCAUAUGAAGACGAUGCCUGCAGCCAUGUACCGCCUACUUACAGCACAGGAGCAACCUGUCUACUUAUGA
Messenger RNA from Nerophis lumbriciformis (worm pipefish), 3285 nucleotides. NCBI's taxonomy places the organism in Eukaryota, Metazoa, Chordata, Actinopteri, Syngnathiformes, Syngnathidae. The record is from RefSeq and is a predicted model, not a curated record.